Messenger RNA from Sander lucioperca (pikeperch), 1862 nucleotides. RefSeq names its product tubulin alpha-1B chain-like. Bases 188 to 1540 code for a protein of 450 amino acids. The record is from RefSeq and is a predicted model, not a curated record. Gene Ontology annotation, cellular component: microtubule; cytoplasm. The transcript has 4 exons. NCBI's taxonomy places the organism in Eukaryota, Metazoa, Chordata, Actinopteri, Perciformes, Percidae. Gene Ontology annotation, biological process: microtubule cytoskeleton organization; mitotic cell cycle. Gene Ontology annotation, molecular function: GTP binding; structural constituent of cytoskeleton.
GUGUGAAACAGUUACUGCGGCAGAAUGAGGAGGAGUUUUAAUUUUUUGUGCACUUCACCUGUUCUCCUCACGAGGCAGAGUAUGUGAAUGUGGUGCAUCAUUAGAGCAGCCUCAGACACCGCACCCCGUCAGACACGAACACUCCUCCGGCUUGUCUCAUUACAUUGCAUAAUACUGACGAGCCAUCAUGCGUGAGUGUAUCUCCAUCCACGUCGGUCAGGCUGGUGUCCAGAUUGGCAAUGCAUGCUGGGAGCUUUACUGCCUGGAACAUGGGAUCCAGCCGGACGGACAGAUGCCCAGUGACAAGACCAUCGGAGGAGGAGACGAUUCCUUCAACACCUUCUUCAGUGAGACUGGAGCUGGAAAACACGUCCCCAGAGCUGUUUUUGUCGACCUGGAGCCCACUGUCAUCGAUGAGGUGCGCACUGGGACCUACCGCCAGCUGUUCCACCCUGAGCAGCUGAUCACCGGCAAGGAGGAUGCUGCCAACAACUACGCCCGUGGACACUACACCAUCGGCAAAGAGAUCAUCGACCUGGUGCUGGACAGGAUCCGCAAACUGUCGGACCAGUGCACCGGCCUUCAGGGCUUCCUGGUUUUCCACAGCUUCGGAGGUGGCACCGGCUCUGGUUUCACCUCCCUGCUGAUGGAGCGUCUGUCUGUCGACUACGGCAAGAAGUCCAAGCUGGAGUUCUCCAUCUACCCAGCUCCCCAGGUGUCCACCGCUGUGGUGGAGCCCUACAACUCCAUCCUGACCACCCACACCACCCUGGAGCACUCUGACUGUGCCUUCAUGGUGGACAACGAGGCCAUCUACGAUAUCUGCCGUAGGAACCUCGAUAUCGAGCGUCCUUCUUACACAAACCUCAACAGGUUGAUCAGUCAGAUAGUGUCCUCCAUCACUGCUUCCCUUCGUUUCGACGGGGCCCUCAAUGUUGAUCUGACAGAGUUCCAGACCAACUUGGUGCCAUAUCCCCGUAUCCACUUCCCUCUGGCCACCUAUGCCCCUGUCAUCUCUGCUGCAAAAGCUUACCAUGAGCAAUUAACGGUGGCAGAAAUCACCAAUGCCUGCUUUGAACCAGCCAAUCAGUUGGUAAAAUGUGACCCUCGCCACGGCAAAUACAUGGCCUGCUGCCUUUUGUAUCGUGGCGAUGUGGUGCCCAAAGAUGUAAAUGCUGCCAUUGCCACCAUUAAAACCAAGCGCUCCAUCCAGUUUGUGGACUGGUGCCCCACUGGUUUCAAGGUGGGCAUCAACUACCAGCCGCCCACUGUAGUUCCUGGUGGAGACCUGGCUAAAGUCCAGAGGGCUGUGUGCAUGCUGAGCAACACCACUGCUAUUGCAGAGGCCUGGGCUCGGCUUGACCACAAGUUUGAUCUGAUGUACGCUAAGCGUGCCUUUGUUCACUGGUAUGUGGGUGAGGGUAUGGAGGAGGGAGAGUUCUCUGAGGCCAGAGAGGACAUGGCAGCUCUGGAGAAGGAUUAUGAGGAGGUUGGAGUCGACUCUAUUGAGGGGGAGGGAGAGGAUGAAGGAGAGGAGUAGAGCAUACUACAUAAAUUAAUCUAACUCAAAAGUGUAAGUCCUGAACAAUAUACAGGACACAAUAUAGUGCAUUUGUUUUCGAUGUGUAAACUUGUGUUUAAGUUCUAAAUAUUACAAACGCACAUUACAUUUCAUGUAACUGACGCUUUUAUCCAAAGCGACUUCCAAACACAUUCACAUGAUGGGGUAGCAUCGGGAGCAAUUCAGGGUUCACUGUCUUGCCCAAGAACACUUCAACAUGGUCAUGGUCAUGCUUACUGUAGUUGUAAAAAGUUAUUUAAAUGGUUUAUAAACUGUAAAUAAAUCUGGAAAAAUUACAGGC